UGCUAGAUAUGUUUUUUUUUUUAAUGGGAAUUCGAAACUAACAAUAUCAUAAGGAGCACUGUAAAAUUUUCAGCAAGAAAAAAACAGACACGGCAAAAUUAACUAGAAACCUCCCAAAACCGAAUUGGUCUUUAAACAAAACACGAAAAGGACACUAACCAAAACAUAAAUUCAAUUACCGUAAAUGGUAAGCAAAAGUAUUGAAGAUUGAAAUCAACAGUAGGAUUUCUGGCACCACGACCACCAAAUUUCUUAGGCUCACAGCGCCUAGGAUCAGCAACAAGGAGAGUCCUAAAACGCAACAAGAGCUUUGGCAAUCGACUGACGGAUAGCGUAGAUCUGACAAGUGUGACCACCUCCCUUCACACGGAUGCGCAUAUCGACUCCGGCGAAGCGGUGACGUCCUAAAAGAAGGAUUGGUUCAAAUGCCUUGUACCGGAGGAUCUCCGGCUGGACAAGCUCGAUUGGGACACCGUUGAUCUUGAUCAAACCACGUCCACGUUUUGCAGUGGGUGACCGCCACUGCUGUCUUCUUCCUCCCGAAGCAUUGGACGGAUUCCACCGUAGCUGCGGCUGCUUCUUGCUUCUGUAUUUUUGCUGAUUGUCAGAGCGAAAAUGGGAGAGUUGCUAGAUAUGUUAAUGUCCUUGUUUUGGCAGCAUGAUUUUAGUUUUUGCAGUCCCAUCAAAUUCCCCUUUGUGUAAAAUAAUUUCUAGUAUCAAAAUAUUACACUUAGUAUCACUAUCCUCUUCCCUAAAUUCCUCUCUUUUUUCCCCUGCAAUCCAACAGUUAAAAAUGCUGGCUUCUAAAGGAGCACUUGUCCCAGAUUCUAGAGUGAUGAGGACCUUAUUCUCCCCCUGCAAUAUUUCACAUAUAUCAGUUGCUAGCUUUGGACGGAAAAGCUCGUUAAAAGCCUACAGUGCAAAAAUGGAGCUCUCAAUCACACGACCUGAUGAUUGGCAUCUUCAUCUCCGUGAUGGUGACGUUCUUAAGACAGUUGUUUCUCACAGUGCACAUCACUUUGGGAGGGCAAUAGUCAUGCCAAAUUUGAAGCCUCCUAUCACUACCACUGCUGCUGCUGUAGCAUACCGGGAGGCAAUAUUGAAAUCUCUGCCUGCUGAUAGUGAUUUCAAUCCUCUCAUGACACUUUAUUUGACAGAUACAACCAGUCCUAUGGAAAUCAAACUAGCAAGAGAGAGCCAGGUCGUAUUUGGGGUGAAGUUGUACCCUGCUGGUGCCACGACAAAUUCUCAAGAUGGAGUGAUUGAUCUCUUCGGAAAGUGUUUACCAGUUUUACAAGAACUGGUUGAACAUGAUAUGCCUCUACUGGUUCAUGGAGAGGUUACAAAUCCCGAGGUUGACAUGUUUGAUCGAGAAAAGGUAUUCAUUGAAACGGUUCUAAGCCCUUUGGUGCAGAAAUUUCCACGAUUGAAGGUUGUGAUGGAGCAUGUUACCACCAUGGAUGCUGUAAAGUUUGUUGAGUCUUGCACUGAAGGAUUUGUUGCAGCGACUGUCACCCCACAACAUCUUGUUUUGAACAGAAAUUCUCUCUUCCAAGGGGGCUUGCAACCGCAUAAUUACUGCCUUCCGGUGCUUAAAAGAGAGAUCCACAGGGAGGCACUUGUGUCAGCUGUAACAAGUGGAAGUAGAAGAUUUUUUCUUGGGACUGACAGUGCUCCUCAUGAUAGACGAAGAAAAGAAUGUUCUUGUGGAUGUGCUGGUAUUUAUAAUGCUCCUGUAGCCUUGUCAGUAUAUGCAAAGGUGUUUGAAAAGGAAAAUGCACUCGACAAGCUCGAAGCAUUUACUAGCUUCAAUGGACCAGACUUUUAUGGGCUUCCUAGGAACAAUUCAAAGAUUAAGCUGAGCAAGACACCAUGGAAGGUACCCGAAUCCUUUUCUUAUGCAUCCGGAGAUAUUGUUCCCAUGUUUGCUGGUGAAAUGCUCGACUGGCUGCCGGGUCCUCUCUGAGAAAGAAAACAAGAGAUUCCCAUUCUCAUUUGUCUUUCUUCUUGUAUUGUAAUGUUGUUAUUUAUCAAAAGAUAUAGACUGUAAGAGUAUUCAUUUUCCCAUUCAUGUUGAUUAGAUAUUAUCGCGAUGAUAACCUUCGCUUUGAUACUAUCUUUUCAGCCAAAAAUUAUGGAAAUAAGAAUAAAGCUUCUGGAUGUGACUGCAUGUAAAGCUUUAACUCCUCCAUUGUUGGAUAUAUCAGCCAAUGGUUCGAAUUUUAAAAAUUAUGAUUAGGUAAA
This is a messenger RNA of Solanum dulcamara, 2244 nucleotides long. RefSeq names its product dihydroorotase, mitochondrial-like. Gene Ontology annotation, molecular function: dihydroorotase activity. Gene Ontology annotation, biological process: pyrimidine nucleotide biosynthetic process; 'de novo' pyrimidine nucleobase biosynthetic process. The transcript has 8 exons. Gene Ontology annotation, cellular component: chloroplast; cytoplasm. Bases 659 to 1966 code for a protein of 435 amino acids. NCBI's taxonomy places the organism in Eukaryota, Viridiplantae, Streptophyta, Magnoliopsida, Solanales, Solanaceae. The record is from RefSeq and is a predicted model, not a curated record.